Molecule: messenger RNA, 6707 nt
Organism: Doryrhamphus excisus (bluestripe pipefish)
Lineage: Eukaryota; Metazoa; Chordata; Actinopteri; Syngnathiformes; Syngnathidae
Gene: hook3
Product: hook microtubule-tethering protein 3
Biological process (GO): cytoskeleton-dependent intracellular transport; cytoplasmic microtubule organization
Cellular component (GO): centrosome; cytoplasm
Molecular function (GO): microtubule binding; dynein light intermediate chain binding
Source: RefSeq, a predicted model, not a curated record
GACGCCGGUGUAGGAUUGCGAGACACCCAGCCAGAGAGAUCUCGGAGCGUCUGUGGUUGCUAUCAACUUUAGGCUAUAUUCAUCACUUAUAUUCUACUACGACUUUUCGUAGCAAUGACUACAUCGGGGUCGCUGGAUCGGAUGGAACUCUGUGAAAGCCUUCUGACAUGGGUUCAAACAUUCGGUGUGGAGGCUCCAUGCAAGACAGUGGAGGACCUGACGAGUGGUAUCGUCAUGGCUCAAGCCCUACAGAAAAUAGAUGAAGUGUAUUUCAGUGAUGCGUGGAUUAGUAGAAUCAAGCCAGACGUGGGUGACAACUGGAGGUUAAAGGUCAGCAAUCUCAAGAAAAUCCUCAAAGGCAUCCUUGACUAUAACCAAGAGAUCCUAGGCCAACACAUAAACGACUUCACAUUGCCUGACAUCAACCUUAUCGGAGAGCACUCUGACGCAGCGGAACUUGGGAGGAUGCUGCAGCUCAUUCUGGGCUGUGCUGUCAACUGUGAACAGAAACAAGAAUACAUACAAACUAUCAUGAUGAUGGAGGAAUCAGUCCAGCAUGUCGUCAUGACAGCAAUUCAAGAGCUGAUGAGUAAAGAGACUCCAGUGAUGGGAGGUAACGACUCCUAUGUGGAUCUGGACAGACAGCUGAAGAAGACCACAGAGGAGCUAAACGAAGCUUUGGCCACAAAGGAGGAGAUUGCCCAGAGGUGUCGAGAGCUUGACAUGCAGGUCGCAGCCUUGCAAGAGGAGAAAAGCAGUUUGCUAGCUGAAAACCAAGUUUUAAUGGAGCGACUCAACCAGUCCGACUCCAUCGAGGACAUAAACAGCCCGGCUGGCCGCCGACACCUCCAGCUGCAGACACAACUGGAGCAGCUCCAGGAAGAAAGCUUCAGGUUGGAAGCGGCAAAAGACGACUACCGAAUCCGUUGCGAGGAGCUUGAAAAAGAACUGUUAGAUGUAAAGUCGCAAAACGAGGAGCUCACAUCUUUGGCGGAUGAAGCCCAGUCUCUCAAGGAUGAAAUGGAUGUACUCAGGCAUUCAUCCGACAAAGUGUCAAAGCUUGAGGGCACCGUGGAACACUACAAGAAGAAACUGGAGGACAUGGGACUUCUCCGAAGACAGAUUAAGCUUUUGGAAGAAAAGAACACAGUGCUAAUGGAGACGAACAUAGGCUUGGAAGAAGAGCUUCGAAAGGCCAAUGCUGCUAAGGGACAGCUGGAGACAUACAAGAGACAGGUGGUCGAACUUCAGAACAGGCUGUCGGAAGAAUCGAAAAAAGCAGACAAGAUGGAGUUUGAAUACAAACGAGUCAAAGAGAAAGUGGACUCCCUACAAAAAGAAAAAGAUCGUAUGCGAACAGAGAGAGACUCUUUGAAGGAGACCAUCGAGGAGCUGCAUUGUGUCCAAGCUCAAGAGGGACAACUUACAUCAGGUCUGCUCCCACUAACCAGCAGUGACGGAACUGAUUCACUGGCAGCUGAGAUAACAACGCCAGAGAUUCGGGAGCAUUUAAUUCGCCUUCAGCACGAGAACAAAAUGCUGAAACUGGCUCAAGAGGGAUCAGAUAACGAGAAGAUUGCACUGCUGCAGAGUCUGCUGGAGGACGCCAAUAGAAGGAAAAGUGAACUGGAGACGGAAAACAGGUUAACCAAUCAGCGCUUGAUGGAGGAACAGAGUCAGAUAGAAGAGCUCCAGAAGACGCUUCAAGAACAAGGCUGUAAAGCAGAUGAUUCCUCCAGUCUGAAGAAGAAAUACGAGGAGCACAUGGAGAAACUACGAGAGUUGAACAAUGAGUUACUGAAGAAGAACGCCUUCAUCGACGAGAUGGAGCCCAAAUACACUGCCAGCUCUCAACGAGUGGACGAACUGGAAGAGGCCUUGAAAAAGAAGGAUGACGAGAUGAAACAGAUGGAGGAGAGAUAUAAAAAAUACCUGGAGAAGGCCAAGAGUGUCAUCCGCACCUUGGAUCCUAAGCAGAACCAGGGAUCUGGUCCGGAAGUUCAGGCUUUAAAGAACCAGCUACAGGAGAAAGAGCGGAUGUUGCACUCGUUGGAGAAAGAGAUGGACAAGACAAAGAGCCAGAGGGAUCACGAGGAGAAACUAAUUGUAUCAGCCUGGUACAAUAUGGGGAUGACCUUUCAGAAGAAGGCGGCUGAGGCCAGACUUGCCAACACAAGUUCUAGUCAGUCCUUCCUGGCCCGGCAGAGACAAGCCACCAGCUCACGUCGCUCCUACCCGGGCCACGUCCAGCCAGCUACCGCAAGGUAGAAAGGCAGACAACAAUAAUUCAACAGCAAAACUACCUUACAAGUCCCUCCCCUUUUCCCAUCCAAUGCAGUACCUUGAUGUGCCUAUCAGGCAUGUCUAUUCCCGUUGAUUUGAACUUUUGCCUAUUGAUUUUCUUUCUUUUCCCCCUUCUUCUUGAUCAGAUCUGCAAGGUAGAGAUGCCAGACACGACUGCCAAAAACUUUCACCACUUAUUCCCACUUAAAUAUUUUUUUAACCUGACUUAAUCGUGUUGGCAGACUGCUACCUGUCUGACUAAUCACCUCAAACCUCAAACACUCCUUCACAUCAGUCUCCUAGUCUUAAAGGUUCAGCUUGUUUUCUGCUGCCCAUCUUCUGGUUAGCUUCUUAGUUUACUUUUUUUUUAUUCAUACACAGUACAGUGGAAUCUCCAAAGUCAUACAAGUGGAAAAAUAAGUCACUAUUUUCACAGUGAUACUCUCACCAGGAUCAACAUUUUGUGUCAUUCUAUUUUAAGUAACGGUAUGCUCAACAUGGCUAAAAACAUGGCUUGGUCAAAUUAACAUGUGGAAUUAAUAUUCAAUUAAUUGCAUUGCUUUUAUUGUCACUAAAAGCGAGUUAUCAGUACACCUUUCUCAAUUUGGCAUCACUGUAUAUCCUUGUCUGAUAGAAAAGCAAAACACUUGAUAAAUUCAUUCAUUCAUUGGGGCGCUGCAAUGAUGUCAGCCUCCCUCUGAUGAACAGAGACAGUAUUGCAGCACCAUCCAUCAUUCUCUAUGCUACUUGUCCACAAAUUGGCUUAUUGUAACAACAUGACUGCAAUUUGCUGAUCGCUUCUGAGUGACCAGUCGUUUUAUUCGGGCUUAACAACGAUUUCAUGCAGCAGGUUUAACGUCUAAUUCUGCUGUAGACUUUUGAGGUUCCACUUUCCACUGUAAUGCAAAAGCAAUAUCUAGUCACCAUGUAAGACCAGCAACUACUAGGCUCUCAUAUUUGUGCCAACAUGUCAGAUGAAUACGAUAUUGAUUCAAGUAUUAGGAGCCAUGGAAGUGUAAAGUGAAGAAAAUACGGAAUUAAUACACCCCCACUUCAAUUUGGAUUUUUUUGUCAAAUUAAUCCUGUUAAUUGUAAUUAACAGCCACAAAUUGCUGCUAACAUUCCCUGCCAUCUGACCAUUAUUUCCUGUUCUCCCCCCCACUGACAGCAAUAUCCCAGCAUGACUGGCACACCACUGACCCGCCCUGGUGCGACCAGGCCUGUCUGUGGGCGAGGCCGAGGUGCGCGAUGCAUGAAUGACCUGCCUGCUGACCGAUUGCAUGUCUUUGCAUUGACUGCAAGUAACCCAACACCAGCAGCAGCAGCAGCAUGAGCACUAACACCCUCGGCAGCAUUGCAAUCCCCAUACAGGCCAACAGAGGGAGGCAUUGGAAAAGCAAACCCACCCUGUUUGUGCUUAUUUAUUUCCCCUCAUCCUGCUACUGCCCUAACUCCAUCGCUGCCUCCUCCUCCUCCUCCUCCUCCUCCUCCUCCUCCAUUGCUCCUCAUGGACACACCGCCUUGUGCUUCCAACCUGCAUCAGGUCUGUUACAACCUUUCUGUUACAAACGUUCAAGGCCAGACCAGCACCGUGACAGAAUACCUCAACAGCAUUUUCCCACAUGUUUAGUUGUCAAUUGAUGUCCGUAUUUAAAAAGGAAAAGAGUCUGCAUAUUGGAAAAAAAAUAUGAAAAGGAAACCACCCUUUAAAUUCAUGACUACCCUGCUCGUACUCGUCGAUGUACGGAAGGCGGGACCGCUCCAGGCCACGUCAGGUUGGCUUUUACCUCAAAUUUUAUAACUUACAGGCAUAGGAUGGGAACAUUUUCAUAUGGGAUAAAAGUCGCAAUGAAGUUAGUUUUUUGUUUUCCAAGCUGGAACAUAUCCAAUUAGUAUGUAUUUUGUGAUAAAAUGAUCCAGCACGUGUAUAUAGCGUUAAGACAAACUCCUGCCUGUUUUUAUGUCCAACAAACCAAUAACUGAGCCAAAACCCACAAUUGCAAACAGCUAUAUUAGCUCAUGUAGGCUAAUGUAUAGUAUUUAGUUUUUGUUUUUAUAUAUAAGAAAGGCUAAGCCGUUGAAAAUCCCUCCAAUUUUCUUCCUCAACUUAUUCCAAUAAUCACAGGAAAUUCAUCACAAGUGAAAUCGAUCAUGCAGCAGUGGUGGUGCAAGUCGGGAGCAUCACACUGUAGUUUUGGUGUCGCUUUUUUUUAAUGCAUAUUUAUCGUUUUAUUUGCAGGGCUAUUAACAAAAAAAAAAGCGGCGACGUGCAUGUUACAGGCAUAAAUGCAAAUAUUUGGAUUGACGUGAUAUGGUGGGAUCUUCCAGUUUUAGUGCCUUUGUCACUGGUGAGAUAAGAAAAAUUGAAUUGAGGGCUUUUAUUUUUGGUCUUUUACAUUCGUUACUCAUAAUUCUUCUACUGUGUAUUAUUAUUUCAUGCAGUGCAUUUUUAUCCUACAGGGUUAUUUAUUCGUUUGUGUCUUGUGCAGCAGUGUUAGUACUACAUCACUUUUAACAGUUGGACAUUAAAAGACUGUCUUAUGCAACAAUGGAAUGACAGCAAAGCUCAAACUGGUUGCUUUUAUUUCUUUUACAGGUUGAUUGUUGCACCUUUUAACAAGAAAAGCACAUUUUACAAAUAUGUCCUAUUAUCGUAUUAGAGGCUGCUUGCUCACUUGGAUAUCCAAUAAAAUGGUCUUACAAGAAAUUAGUGGUAAAUAAUUAUUGGAUGUCAAUAUUUAGUGGAUAAAAGCAGACAGUGGAAUCUCCAAAAGUCAUUUUUUUCCAACAGGAAGUAAAGUAAAGGGAAUAAAUCUGUCACUAUAGAGAGGUGUAAUUAAGUCGAUUGCUCAUAUUGCGGGGCACGCAGGCCUCACAGCUAGGAGACCUGAGUUCAAUUCCACCCUCUGUGUGGAAUUUGCAUGUUCUCCUCGUGCAUGCGUGGGUUUUCUCCGGGUACUCCGGUUUCCUCCCACAUUCCAAAAACAUGCUAGGUUAAUUGGCCACUCCAAAUUGUCCAUAGGUAUGAAUUUGAGUGUGAAUGGUUGUUUGUCUAUAUGUGCCCUGUGAUUGGCUGGCCACCAGUCCAGGGUGUACCCCGCCUCUUGACCCAAGACAACUGGGAUAGGCUCCAGAACCCCCCGCGACCCUCGUGAGGAUAAGCAGUAGAAAAUGAAUGAAUCCUCAUAUUGCACUGAGCAGCCAGACCUGUUCAAGUUAGUUGCUGAUUCUAUGGUUAUCAUCACACAUGGACUUGUACAGUGAUGAACAAAGAAAAAUAUAAAUGAAAAAGUGUAUUAGCAUGAAUGUUGUGCUUAGCUUUUUUUCUCUUUUUUGCUGUUUUUUUACUAUCUACAUAUUUAUUUUUAUUUUAUGAUUUUAUUCCGGUAGUCUAACUUUUUUAACCUAAUUUUCCUUUAAAAGUUAAACUUUUUUUUAAGGAUUAAGGAUAUAUAUAUAUUUUUUCUUCAGUUGUAUUCAUAACAAAAACAUUGACAGGCAUUGGUUUGGACUGUUUGCAUUUGCCACUUUGGAGGUUCCACUGUACUAAAUCCAUCUCAUGACUGUGUAUAAUGGGGCACAUCCAUGGUGAUCAGUGGCCAUUUUGCAUAUCAAAUUGUGUUAAAUCCACGUCUUUGUUGCACCUUUUAUUGUCUCAGAGUCACAUAACAGGAAUAUUGUUACAUGACGAGAUCAAUACCGGUGCUUGAUCAUGCUAAAAUUGUCUCAAAUACUCCCAUAGGUCCCAUAUAGUGUUGCUGGGCUGCUAACUGUUACAACACUGUUUGUGUAAACAAGAGUGGGGAGUGUUUGCCGAUUUUUUUUUUUUUACUGAUUUGAACAAUGACGUUGGAACUAAUCUUCCAUUUGCCAAGUUUUCUAUUGUUUGUAUACAAAAUCCACUAUGUACAUAGUAUUAACAUCUUGCAGUAUAGAGGAGGCCUUGAACGGUUUGAGGAAGAGAGAAUGGAAGUAGUUAGAUGGAUAGCAUCUAUCUCAUAAGUGUUUCUCCAUUUAAAAAAAAGUGCUUCCCACACUGUAAAACUUGGACAUGACAUUGUAAAUAAAGCUUGUAUUAAAAAAUGUACUUCAAUAAGUCUUUUCAAGGUAAUAGGAGUGUAAGGGUGACUAUAGGGGUGUUAUUUCAUAUCUAGAGAGCUCUAAUGACAAAAAUAUUCCAUCAUGGUCGGGUCUGGAAUGAACUAAUAACUGUUUUGAUGAUGGUAUACUUUUUUCAAUUGUAUGUUUUCUAAAAUGAAGAGCCUGCCGUGGCGUAGUGGUUAACGUUCUGGACUUUGGAGCAGACACCUUGGGUUCGAAUCUCCACUAGUCAGCAUCAUCAAUAUUCAUCAGGAAGGGCAUCCGAAAUUGAAAGGGCUCAAGCCAAAAAUCAGUACGCAGAUCAAAUGACUCCGUAAUCAGGA